Centropristis striata (black sea bass) is the source of this 2476-nucleotide messenger RNA. Its product is annotated as adaptin ear-binding coat-associated protein 1-like. The transcript is spliced from 7 exons. The record is from RefSeq and is a predicted model, not a curated record. Gene Ontology annotation, cellular component: clathrin vesicle coat; membrane. NCBI's taxonomy places the organism in Eukaryota, Metazoa, Chordata, Actinopteri, Perciformes, Serranidae. Bases 118 to 870 code for a protein of 250 amino acids. Gene Ontology annotation, biological process: endocytosis.
CACCAGUUCGUGCGCACAUACACCGUGUAUUACGGUCACGUAGCCGUUAACGCCGCACGGACAUCGUCACCACCACCACCACCGCCGGCGGCGUGCACCGACUGAGUAAAAGUCAAGAUGGCGACCGAGGGUCAGUCCGAGUACGAGUCGGUGCUCUGUGUCAAGCCUGAAGUCAACGUUUACCGUAUCCCACCGAGAGCAUCCAACCGGGCUAUCAGGGCUGCCGAUUGGAAGCUGGAUUCGCCCGACUGGACGGGACGUAUGCGUGUCACGGCCCGGGGCAAAGUGGCCUAUGUGAAAUUGGAAGACAAAAUCUCUGGGGAGCUGUUUGCCCAAGCACCAGUUGUCGAGUACCCCGGCAUCACAGUGGAAACAGUUAGUGACUCAAGCCGUUACUUUGUGCUCCGCAUCCAGGAUGACAACGGUCGAAGUGCGUUCAUAGGCAUUGGGUUUGGAGAUCGAGGUGAUGCCUUUGACUUCAAUGUUGCACUUCAGGACCACUUCAAGUGGGUGAAACAGGAUGAGGAAAUUAAGAAGCAGGCACAGGCUCCAGACACCACCCCUAAACUGGACCUGGGCUUCAAAGAAGGACAGACCAUAACUCUCAAUAUUGGGCAAUCAAAAAAGAAGGACAGGUCUCGCCCACAGAGUACAGGUGGAUUUGGGCUUCUUCCACCUCCCCCCGGGGGCAAGUUAGCCCCGCCUCCUUCGUCCAGAUCUACCAAUCAUAACACACAGCCGUCUGCAGGAGGAAGUGACACUGGUUUUUUGCUCGACCUGGACACCAGUAACUCCAACUCAGAGGUUCCAUCCAACUCCACCACCACAGCCAGCUCUGACCUGUGGGGAGACUUUGACUCCUCGAAGUGAGGAGGGAUACAUUGUGUUUUGCUCCCUUUUAUCUCUCUGUAAAUUUAUGCAGCACUUUUUGCAGCUUUUGUUUUUUCCCCUGUUAUGGGGUCCCGUAUCUUUCCCUGCCAAGCAGGGUAACCCCCUGUACUAGUUAGUUUUAUUUUAGUUCAGUCUCUUGUGGCUUUUAGCCAGAGACACCCAGUCCCCACAGUCCAGUCUUAAUUAUAAAGGUUUAGAACUAUAGGCCAUCACACUUCCCUCUGUCCUUCGGUAUAUCCACUCUAGCUCUCUAGUUUACAUUUUGGAUUCUGCUUUUGCCGUUUUUCUCCUCCUCUUAAUGUGUUUUUUUUUGUUUGUUUAUUUCUAAUGUAGAGUAUACAUAUGAGCAAGGGAGACAUAAUCAGAAACAUCUUAUGAUGAAAUCUAAUGAAAUAUAAUAAUGAAUGAAUUUUCUGUACAGAGAAUAUUUAUUUUAAAUGUAUAUAUUGUCGGUAGUUUGUAAUUAUUGUCAUUGGUGUCGCCACCUGUUUGUUCUGUAGCUUAAUUUAUCUCAAAGUCCCGAGCAGUGGGACUGACUAUAUGCACUGACUGGCAGUCUAGUCUGUCUAUGUAGUUAGCAUAAAGUCUUCAUUUAACACAGGGAUUGUUCAAAUCUUAGACUUAGGUUAAGGUGAAGUUUACCAUACAAUGAUUUUACUUGAAAGAUGCUGAUUUUCAAACUAGUUGUGCGAUCUAGCGCGCUCUAGUGGAUCUGCAGUAUCAUUUUGAGAGGAGAUUUUCAAAUGGAGCUGCAGCUGUUGAACACGUAUUUCACUGGGGAUGGGUCUUUGGCACUGUGUGCAUUGUUUGAACUAUAGCAGUACAAAGAGUCAGGGAUAGUAGGAAUGUUUGAUGCAAAAGGGUGUUAGCAAAAGAAAAGAGAGGCAACCAGUGCUUUUAUCUUUGCCUCAAGGGGGAACGGAGAUGAUUUAGUCAAUGUUAUGUCAUCUCUACUUAGCCCAGCUGUUAAAGCUGCGACUGGUGAGUCAUUUAGGUCACGACCUCUCUCUUCCUCAAUGAAUAGGUCUGUGUUUCUGCACCGUCCCGUCUGUCUGGGGAGAGCUUCAUCUCCUUAAUUCCACAUGAGAAGGUGUUCAGGUUGCAGACCUCAACCGCAGCAUGUUGUACUGUACAAACAGAGUUUUAACUGUGAACUUCAAUUCCAUGUUAAGAUGUGAUGUUGUUAAUGGUAUUCUGAUGCAGGCGAAUGCAAUGCGGGACCAACCUUGUCUGUAUUUGCUGCAGUGUUUUAUUUUUGUGAUAUUGUCGCGUACAGAGAAAUGGAUUAUGUUGCACUGAUAUCACAUGAUGCACGUGUGUUGUGACAGAAGUGGUGUGAUCAUGGAUGUUGAUUGGAACACACAGUGUGAGUGUAAAGCCCUAGCUAUGUUUGUCUGUGUUUGUUUACUGUUUAAAUUAUAUGCAUCUCUCCCAAAUGUUACUUGUUAUUCAAGCUGUAUAUGUAUAUGGAAAUGUAUAUGCAAAGAAAAACAUAAAGAUAUCACUCAGUGACCAUUACUUUCAUUUGUUGUUUUUUGUCUUGAGUGAAAAGAACAAAUCAAUAAACAAAUAACUCAUGAACAAA